AUGCGAUCAUUCGCAUCUUUGGCUGCGAUCAGCCUUGCCCUCGCCGGCCUCUCCUCUGCGAGCGACGUUCAUGACCUCAAAACAGACAACUUCAAAGAAUUCAUCUCCGAGCAUGAACUGGUCCUAGCAGAGUUCUUUGCCCCAUGGUGCGGGCAUUGCAAAGCUCUGGCACCCGAGUAUGAAGAGGCCGCAACCACAUUGAAAGAGAAGAAUAUUCCUCUCGUGAAAGUUGACUGUACAGCCGAAGGGGAUCUGUGCAAAGACUAUGGCGUUGAAGGCUAUCCUACCGUCAAGGUAUUCCGCGGCCUCGACAACAUCAAGCCAUACCCUGGCGCCCGAAAAGCCCCAGCUAUUGUCUCAUACAUGACCAAGCAGCAAUUACCUGCUGUAUCCCUCCUCACCCCCGAGACCCUGGAGGAAUUCAAAACUACAGACAAAGUCGUCAUCGUAGCGUACAUUUCAGCCGACGACAAAUCAUCCAACCAGACUUUUACUUCCCUCGCCGAAUCACUAAGAGACGAAUACAUCUUCGGAGCCUCGAACGAUGCCGCACUCGCUAAAGCAGAAGGCGUUAAGCAGCCUGCCAUUGUUCUCUACAAGGAUUUCGACGAGGGCAAGAACACCUUCACCGAGUCAUUCGACGAAGAGGCUAUUUCGAAGUUCAUCAAGACCGCCUCGACUCCUUUGGUCGGCGAAGUUGGGCCGGAGACCUAUGCUGGAUACAUGGGUGCUGGAAUUCCUCUCGCCUACAUCUUCGCCGAAACCCCAGAAGAACGAACCUCCCUGGCCGAGGCUCUGAGACCUGUCGCUGAGAAAUACAAGGGCGUCAUCAAUUUCGCAACCAUCGACGCCAAGGCCUUUGGCGCCCACGCCGGCAACCUGAACCUACCUACAGACAAAUUCCCGUCCUUCGCAAUUCAAGAGACAGUGAAGAACGAGAAGUACCCAUUCGCCGGCAAUGACCUGACUGAGAAGAAGAUCGGUGCUUUCGUCAAGGACUUUGUGGCAGGCAAACUUGAGCCAAGCAUCAAAUCCGAGCCCGUUCCAGAGAAGCAGGAAGGUCCUGUCACUGUGGUUGUCGCUCAUUCGUAUAAGGACCUCGUCCUCGAUGACUCCAAGGAUGUGCUGAUUGAGUUCUACGCUCCUUGGUGCGGACAUUGCAAAGCUCUGGCUCCAACAUAUGAGAAGCUUGCAGAACUCUACACUGGUGAUCUCUCCUCUAAAGUGACGGUGGCCAAGAUUGAUGCGACGAUGAACGACGUCCCUGAUGAGAUCGCCGGCUUUCCCACCAUCAAGUUGUACCCCGCUGGCGCCAAAGACUCUCCGGUCGAAUAUUCUGGCUCCCGCACGAUGGAAGACCUGGCUGCCUUCAUACGCGACAAUGGCAAGCACGGUGUUGACGGCAUCGCCCUCGCUAAGAAGGAUGAGAACGUCGAAAUGGAAGAUGUCUCAACUACUACCAGUGACACCGUUGCGAAGGCUGCUCCUGCGGCGACUGAAGAGGCUUCUUCGGGAGCUGCUGAUGCUAUCAAGAGUGUAGUUAGUGAGGCGGCAGAGGCGGCACAGACAAUCCUCGCUGAUACCGAUGAUGGUGGCGUCCAAGAGCAUGACGAACUGUAA
Molecule: messenger RNA, 1620 nt
Organism: Cladophialophora psammophila CBS 110553
Lineage: Eukaryota; Fungi; Ascomycota; Eurotiomycetes; Chaetothyriales; Herpotrichiellaceae
Product: protein disulfide-isomerase A1
Exons: 4
Coding region: 1-1620 (539 amino acids)
Biological process (GO): response to endoplasmic reticulum stress; protein folding
Cellular component (GO): endoplasmic reticulum
Molecular function (GO): protein disulfide isomerase activity
Source: RefSeq, a predicted model, not a curated record